UUGUACACCUCACUCGCACGCAAAGACACCCUCACGCACCCUUGAUAUCAUGAGAAGUGACGCUCCGAACGACGAUGCCGAGUCUCAUUUGGUCUCAUGGUUCUCGAGGGCUAUUCAUGGGGAAGAUUGACGAGCGUUCGUCCAGGAAGGACUUCGAACGGAAUGACGACGGCGCACAAUGACGGUGGAAUCAAACAUGCAAGCGCUCCGACCGUUCACCGUUGCGUCUGGUUGGACGGGUGGCCCGUGUGUGAAGUCGAGCUUCAGGAACGCUUGGAAAUUUCUGUCUGCCACGUCAAAGCUAUACUGCUUCUCGAAACGGCUUCUCAUUCAGUCGGAAUCUGGAAUCCUCCAAGGUCGAUUGGACGGAACGAGGUGCGAGUGCAUAUGGCAAUAUAAUUUCGAACAUCAGAAAGUAUCCAUGAAACAACGCUUGCCGCAGCGCUCGCUCGCUCGCUGCAUC
This is a messenger RNA of Stereum hirsutum FP-91666 SS1, 463 nucleotides long. RefSeq lists its product as uncharacterized. The coding region runs from base 97 to 399 and encodes 100 amino acids. The transcript has 2 exons. Lineage: Eukaryota; Fungi; Basidiomycota; Agaricomycetes; Russulales; Stereaceae. The record is from RefSeq and is a predicted model, not a curated record.